CUGAACUUGUAGUUGGCGCUUAUGGUUGUCCUUCAGGUUGUUUGCGGCGCUAAUCAGGUGAUAUUUCGGUUAUGAUAACCGUAUGGGCCACUUACUCUGGACAUGCGUUAUUUGUUUCUUUUUUUCUAUUCAUGUGGCUCAUAUACAGUCGGAAAAGUAUCCAAUUGUAAUAAUUCCGGGUGAUGGAGGGUGUCAGGCGUAUAGCAAGCUAAAAAACUCAACGUCACCUCCUUUUUUAGUAUGGAUAGAUCUACGUUACUUUCUCGAACCGGGGAAGCUAAAUCAAUACUUCGGCUUAGUGUAUGAUCCAGUCACUAGAAAGUCCAGGGAUCCUGACAUCGCAGAAGUAUAUUUCCCAGGUUGGGGUGAAACGUGGUCUAUCGAAAAUCUGGAUAGUUAUAAACAUAGCAGAACUGAAUAUUGUGGCCCGAUGAUUGAGUCAUUGCGUCUUGAUCCUUUCUUUGUAUCCAACUGGACUAUUCGCGGCGCACCCUUCGAUUUCCGUAAAGCUCCAAACGAAAAUGAGGGCUUUAAUGACAAACUUAUGCGCCUGAUUGAGGAAACUUACCAAAAUGGUGGAAACCGGUCUGUUGUCUUGCUUGGCCAUAGUUUGGGGGCUAAAUACGGUAUGUACUUCUUAAAGUCAAUGAAGAAAAGUUGGAAGAAUACAUACAUCAAAACCUUUGUCUCACUCAGUGCUCCUCUUGGUGGUUCAGUAAAGGCUCUUAAAAUUGAAGCGAGUGGAGAUAACUUUGGUGUGUUUUUACGCAGUCCACUUAGUUUCCGUCCUGUUCAACGCACGCUACCUUCUCUUGCUUUCCUUCUCCCGGAUUCUCGUUUGUGGUCACCAACCGAACCUCUUAUUAUAACACCAACAACAAACUAUUCUGCUCAUGACUACGAACGUUUCUUUCGUGAUGUCAAUUAUUCAAUCGGUUUCCAGAUGAUGUUGGACAGUAAAUCUAUAAUUGAUACACUCGAAAAACCAAGCGAUAUUGAUGAAAUCUAUUGUAUUCAUGGGGCAAAUUUGAGCACUACUGACCAAAUGAUUUAUUCACCGCCCAAUUUCUUUCAUGGUGGAUUCCCAGAUCAAGUGCCGACUUUGAUUCCUGGAAAUGGUGAUGGGACUGUUAGCCUACGUAGUUUAGAAGUCUGUAAACGUUGGCCUGGUAUAAAAUAUUUCGUGUUACCUGGGGCUGAACAUGUAAAUAUUAUGGGAGAUCCUCGUUUUAUUGAUAUUAUUCGUCAAAUUGUUGGUGCUAAUACAACUUAGACAUUAAACUGUUGUUAGUUAUUUUCUUCAUUUUAUUGUUUACUUCUUCACUAUAAUAAGAUUCUCAUUUCAUACAAUUUCCACCUAAUAAUUCGAAUUAUUUGUUACACUAUGUGAUGGUGGUCAAGGUAGACUGCAAAGUAUUAGACACAUGAUCGUGAGUGUAUCGAAUGUCAUAUUGAUAUGCUCUAACUUGAACAAUAUUUUUGUUUUCAUCUGGAUAAGAUUAGGAUAACAGAAUCUAUGUUUUCUGUAUUGUUUUUAUGUCCUCAUGAUUUAUUUCCAUUAUUACGUUAUUUUAUUUAAAAGUUAUUGUUCUAAUUAGUACCAAGGAACUAUGUUUAAGUUCGAAAGGGUUGUAAAGGUUUUCUUUUUGUGUUAAAAUAGGUUUAAUCAUAGGUUGACAUCAACUAGAGAACCAGAGCCUAUCUGAAUCAACUCAAUUUACGUUCUCUUGACAGUAUACAUCCAUAAUUCCACGUAAAAUCAAAUCCAGGGCAUUUAGAUUUCGUAGAAAGUAUGAUACUUGUAAACAACUGAGUCGUAAUUAGAACAAAACAGCAACCCAAUAUUUUUCUAGUUUUUGAUGGUUUUCCAGCCGAUUUUAGUCUUUCAUAAAACUAACCUCGAAUAUCUUAUGUGGUUAUUUGUCUUGUGGGAAUAAACAUAACUAUUAACAAACUACUAUGCUGAAUUGAGCAAAUGUGUUUGUAUAUUAACGGACACAUGUUUGGCUUAUUAGUCUUAAUAGUCAGAUCUCAACUAUUGGGUUGUAGAUCCCACUCGAAGAUAGCAUCUAUAAUUGUUAUCUGAUGGAUAUAGCUCAGCCUCUCGUAAAUCAACCUGUUCUUGUUUGUCAGAAAGCAUAUUUCCACGUACAUCCCUACCAUACGUGUUAUCAGUUUACCCUAAUGUGUGCAGAUAUAUUAUUAGCAAAUAAUAUUUCAUUUUCAUCCUUAUUAUUUCCAUUGUUCCUUAUAUCGCGUUAAUCAGGACUGAGUUAGUUAGCAGUGAUUACAGAUUAGUAUAAGCUUAAUAUGGUGUAACGUUACACAAGUAUAUGAUGCAUGACAUCUCUGUAUUGUAGUAAUAUAACGACCACUUUAGUUAAAAGUACUAGGUAAAUGUUCAGCAUCUAAUAACUGUUGAGUUGGCAAAAAUAAUAAAAAGCUAAGUUUUUAGGACAAAAAAUAUGUAAGUGUAUCAGUUUGGUUUUCGAUCUCUUAACGUCUCUUAUUCAUUUGAAGUCAUGGUGCGAUACGAUGUCUGGGAUAAGCAAUUCAUAGUCUUCUCUAAAAACCUGCUGACCUAUUGACGGAAUCAGCAAGUUAGCAAUAGUUAGGCCUAGAGAACCUAAUAACAUGAUUGGUUGCUUCACGAGAUUAUUAUCCUAGUCACAUACUGUCACUCAGGCUGGUGUGAAAGUAGAUCGAAAAAAAGCCACUAACACGUGAAUUGAAA
Molecule: messenger RNA, 2734 nt
Organism: Schistosoma rodhaini
Lineage: Eukaryota; Metazoa; Platyhelminthes; Trematoda; Strigeidida; Schistosomatidae
Source: the annotation of a GenBank genome assembly